Messenger RNA from Triticum aestivum (bread wheat), 1950 nucleotides. RefSeq names its product CLK4-associating serine/arginine rich protein. The transcript is spliced from 13 exons. The record is from RefSeq and is a predicted model, not a curated record. Bases 138 to 1730 code for a protein of 530 amino acids. NCBI's taxonomy places the organism in Eukaryota, Viridiplantae, Streptophyta, Magnoliopsida, Poales, Poaceae.
CACCUCCACCGUUGCGGCGCAUCCUCUGACAUCUUCGUCUAGGAUUGUCUCAAAAAAAGAAAAAUCUUCGUCUAGGAUUAGGUUAAUGCAAAACCGCCUCCCCGGAGCUUCCAGAACCUUUCGGGAGGAGGGGUGCGAUGUGGCACGAGGCGCGGCGGUCGGAGCGGAAGGUCCACGACCUCAUGGACGGUGCGCGGCGCCGGGCCCAGCGGCGCUACGCCUACCUCGCCCGCCGCCGCGGCGAUCCGCACCAGUCCCUCCAGGUCUCCGGCGCCCGGUGCCGCGUCCACCGCGACGACUCACUAUAUCAGGCCACCGAAGACCAGCAGGGAUUGAUACCAUGGAACGGGAAACAAGAUAUUCUGAUUGACAGAUUUGAUGGCCGUGCACUACUUGACUUCAUCCGUGACUCUAGCUCUCGGUCUUUUCAAACUCAGGAAAAAUCUGAAGAAGAGGAGGAGCUAGAGGAUUUUGUUAAUUUUGAACGUUACCGGGACUUGAUUAAGCAUCGUCGUAGAGGAUUUUCUGAUGAGGCGGGUUUACAACAUGUUGCGCAAGAGUUGGAAGCAAAAGCUAUUCUUCCUUUUAGCUUUGAGAAAUCUCAAUCAUCACAGGCUCCAGUUAGCAAAGGUGCUUAUUCGCAGGUUGGAUACUCAUAUAAAGGGGAUGGAAAUGAACAUUCUGAUGAUCUGCCCAGUGAUGAUGAAGAUGAAGAGGAAGGAGAAGAGGAUGGCAAGGACUUCAGUAGUGAUGAUAGCAGUGAUGAGCAAAUGGAAAACUUAGCAAAAGAAUUUGGCAUAAAAAGAUAUAACUGGCUUGUUUACAUGGACAAAAAGGUCAAAGAAGAGGAGAAGCGGCAUAAAGAAAUUAUUAAAGGCGACCCAUCCAUUAAAAAAUUGAGUCGGAGAGAUAGAAGGAAGGCUUCUCAAUCUGAGAGGGAGCGAGAGAGGGAGGCAGUACGUUCUGUUGGAAGGGUAUCUUAUCGUGACCCUUAUAGGGAACAAAGGAGAAGCCCAUCAUAUGAAGCAUAUUCAAGAGGCAGAAGAUCAAGGUCGCGGUCAAGAUCUCAUUCACCUUCAUCCAGACGUCAUACCCGUGGUACACAUGCUGAAAGUAAUUACCGAAGCAAGGCUAAGCCUCCAAGAGUUGAAUACAUCACUGAAUUUGGAGGUUCAGAAGACGCCAGUGAUCUAAAAGUUACAGGGAUCUCUCCGCCUUCGUCUCCAAUACGAGCUGACAUACCUAACCGGUCAUCAGGUGUCCAUAUUCUGGAGGCACUUCACAGUGAUCCUGCAUCUUCUUUAUCCAUGGAACAGGAAAAAAGUGCUAAAAUUUUGAAACCACCUGCCAGCACAUCAUCAGCACUAGCGAAACUAAAGGGUGCUUCUGGAGGACUUGGUAAAACUCCCCAGGCUGAAAAGAAAGAAACACCACAGGAACGCCUUAAAAGGAUAAUGAGCAAACAGCUUAACAAACAAAUUCGAAAAGAUACUGCUGCUGAGACUGCAAAGAAACGAGAACAGGAACGGCAAAGGCAGGAAAAACUUGCAGAAGUAGGUCGACACAGGCUCCGUAGCAGGAGUAGAAGUCUUAGCCGUUCACCAAGAAAGCGGCAUUAUAGCAGAAGCCGUAGUAGGAGCCGAAGCCCAAGAAGAAACCCUUCACUUUCACUGUCUCGUUCAAGGUCACCCUCUCACUCUCCAAGGUACAGAAGCAUAUCAAGGCACUAAAAGUAUCUCAGAGCUCAUUGGUUGUCUAUGGCGCCUGGUGCUUCAUUUUAUUUACUUAGGCUUCCUGGUGCCCUGUUACUUAUGUACCGAUCAGCUUAUGUACCGAUCAGCGAAGUCCUGGAUCCCAUAAUUGUUGAUAGGGUAGAGUCAGUGUAUUUACUAUUGUGAUAUUUAUGAGCAGAAUAUCAUCCAAGAGGUGCGUGACUCUUGAUUUUUUUUA